Messenger RNA from Elaeis guineensis (African oil palm), 1348 nucleotides. RefSeq names its product zinc finger CCCH domain-containing protein 31. Gene Ontology annotation, molecular function: metal ion binding; mRNA binding. The record is from RefSeq and is a predicted model, not a curated record. Lineage: Eukaryota; Viridiplantae; Streptophyta; Magnoliopsida; Arecales; Arecaceae.
CAUUUACCCUCCCUUCUUUCGAGGUUGGGUUGGGCCGUUUUCUCUGCCGCAAACCCUAGCUAGGGUUCUUCUACGGUCCUCGCCCUCCGAUCUCCUCGCUAGGGUUUGCUGAUUUCUUUCCGCGUGCUCGUGCUUUUAGGCGGUCCCGAUCCCUUGGUCCUCAUGGAAACAGCUCGCAAGAGGAUGAGGCCAGAGGCCGCGAACGGAGGCGCAGCUGGACAGAAGCGACUAAAGGAAACGGAGUCAUUCCAACCUGGUCUAGGAAGCAAAUCGAAGCCUUGCACCAAGUUUUUCAGCACUGCUGGUUGCCCAUUUGGUGAGGGUUGUCAUUUCCUGCACUAUGUUCCUGGUGGCAUCCAGGCAGUGGCACAGAUGACCAAUCUUGGCAACCCAGCCGUCCCUCCGACAAGAAACCCUGUGUUGCCUCCUGCCAUCCCCGAUGGCCCACCUGGACCUGCUGUCAAGACCAAGAUGUGCAACAAAUACAACACCGCAGAGGGGUGCAGAUUUGGAGAGAAGUGCCACUUUGCCCAUGGGGAAAGAGAGCUUGGCAGGCCCAUCCCAGCAACCCAUGAUGGCCCUAUGGCACCUCCGAUGGGAGGAAGACUGGCAGGGCGCCUUGAACCUCCACCUGCUGGCUUGCCAGCCACGGCAAGCUUUGGCGCCUCAGCCACUGCCAAGAUCAGUGUCGAUGCGUCCCUUGCAGGUGCCAUCAUCGGGAAGGGUGGUGUCAAUACCAAGCAGAUUUGCCGCAUCACUGGGGUCAGGUUGGCUAUUCGAGAUCAUGAGUCAGACCCCAACUUGAGGAACAUUGAGCUAGAGGGUACUUUUGACCAGAUCAAACAUGCUAGUGGUAUGGUUAGGGAAUUGAUCGUCAAUAUUAGCUCUAACACCCCCCUGCCGGUGAAGAAUCCAGCAGGGGCAGCACCUGGUGGCCCUGGUAACAACUAUAAGACUAAGUUGUGUGAGAACUUUUCUAAGGGUUCAUGCACUUUUGGUGAGCGGUGCCACUUCGCUCAUGGGGCAAAUGAGCUGCGUAAAACUUCUGCGUGAGACGCUGCUGUGUUGAGUGGUUUCUGAUAGGUUCGUCUCUUUUUCUUUUACUUUGUGGGUACUGGAUUUAGAAGCUUUUGUAGUAGCGGAUGAAAUUUAUGUGUGGAAUGACUAUUUUAGAGAUUUUAAGUCUCAAUUUACUGUGGCAUGGCGAAGACGGUGUUGUAGAUCCCUUUUUGAAUGUCAGUAAGCUAUUGGUGGUAGGAACAGCAUUAAAGCUUGGAACAUCUAUCGUUAAAAUUUGGUAUUCUGUGUCAUUCUUAAGUAUAUUGAUAGUUUGGUAGUGUUGCCGACC